AUCCUGCGCGUGGGCUGAAUGCACCGGAAUAUGGGCGUGAAUCAGACACGCGAGUUGCCGGUGUUUGAUCAAGAUGAAGACGUGAACUUUGAUCACUUCCAGAUUCUCAGGGCCAUUGGUAAAGGGAGUUUUGGUAAGGUGUGUAUUGUGCAGAAGCGUGACACAAGGAAGCUGUAUGCGAUGAAAUACAUGAACAAACACGCGUGUGUGGAGCGUGACGAGGUGAGGCACGUAUGCAGGGAGCUGCAGAUCCUGCAGGAGAUACAGCACCCAUUUCUUGUCAACCUGUGGUAUUCAUUCCAGGAUGAAGAGGACAUGUUUAUGGUCGUGGAUCUGUUACUGGGUGGAGAUCUGCGCUACCACUUGCAGCAGAAUGUCCAGUUUAAAGAGGAGACAGUAAAACUAUACAUCAGUGAGCUAGCAUUGGCACUCAGCUACCUACAGUCCUGCCACAUCAUCCACCGUGAUAUAAAACCAGAUAACAUUCUGCUGGACGAGCACGGUCAUGUCCACAUCACAGACUUUAACGUUGCCACAUUACUAAAAGACUCGGCAAGGGCUUCGUCUAUGGCAGGAACCAAACCGUACAUGGCCCCAGAGAUGUUCCAGUCAUUUGUGGAUGGUGGUCCUGGUUAUUCGUAUGCUGUGGACUGGUGGGCUUUGGGCAUCACAGCAUACGAGCUCUUACGAGGAUGGAGGCCGUAUGAUAUCCACUCCAGCACAGCCGUUGAGGACAUCAUGGGCAUGUUCCGCUGUGAACGUGUACGCUACUCAACCUCCUGGUCUAAUGGCAUGGUGAAUCUUCUGCGCUUGCUGCUCAGUAAAGACCCAGAUAUACGGCUGUCAUGUGUGUCAGACAUGCAGCGCGUUCCGUACCUGGCGGAUAUGAACUGGGAUGCUGUGCUGGAGAAAGGAGUUUCACCAGGAUUUACCCCCAACAGGGGACGUCUGAACUGUGACCCGGUAUUUGAGUUAGAAGAAAUGAUUCUGGAGUCGAAGCCGCUGCACAAAAAGAAAAAACGACUGGCCAAGGGCAAACGCACCAACAAAUCAUCCAGCACACUGCCACCCCACAUGCAGCAGCGUCUAGAAACUGUCAGAAAGGAGUUCAUCAUCUUCAACAGAGACAAGUUACAGAAGCAGAGUGACGGUGCAAAGAAAAGAUCGUCACUAAAAAGAGAGGAAAAACUGCAGGAAGGACACAGCAACAACGACACCCACACUGUCAAAGCUAAAACGAAAACACACAAAGACUUGGUGAAAACACUGAGUCCAGAUUCACACUGAACAACUCCCUGACCUCUUUCUACAACACCAUCCUUAAUACACACCCACAGAGCAGUACACAUGGCACAAAACCAGACCCUUUGCCUUAUUACAAUGACUGUAUAUGUCUGUUUUUAUUUAAAUGAAAAAAAAGGACUGAACCAUUGCUAUUUGGUAGCUUUAAACCGAAUAGCAUUAGCAACUAUUAGAAUUUAUUAGCAGUAGCACCAGUGCUAAGUCCUGCAUCAUUCCGUCUGAUUAUGCAGUUCAUGUUUCUGUUAUUGUGUAAAAGAUGUGUUUAUUGUAAAUUAUAAUAUGUAUGUAUAAUUGCAUUGGGGUU
Messenger RNA from Ictalurus furcatus (blue catfish), 1606 nucleotides. Its product is annotated as serine/threonine-protein kinase 32B-like. The transcript has 12 exons. Gene Ontology annotation, biological process: regulation of signal transduction; G protein-coupled receptor signaling pathway; protein phosphorylation. Gene Ontology annotation, molecular function: G protein-coupled receptor binding; G protein-coupled receptor kinase activity; ATP binding. Lineage: Eukaryota; Metazoa; Chordata; Actinopteri; Siluriformes; Ictaluridae. The record is from RefSeq and is a predicted model, not a curated record. Bases 19 to 1287 code for a protein of 422 amino acids.